CGAGUCUACGCUCGGGCAACCAGACCACUCUAUCCUGCGCUACAAUUGAACAGCUUCAGAGCACAUCUUCUCUCCGGCGCUUGCAUUCCAAUUCACCAGGUAAUACUGCUCUUGACCAGUUUACUCAAUUCUUUGGAGAACUGGUGAGUAAAAGAGACCAGAGCAGAACCGACGAUGCUAAUCUGCUGCGAAUAGCAUCAAAAUGGCCAACCAAUGUUCGGGUCACGUUUUCGUCAUCGUACAGGCGACGAACGGGAAUAUCCUUACCUGGCGAUGCUCUGAUUGCAACGCCGGUCCGUAUGUCGCCAUCUGGCGCUGCAAGAUCUGUAACCACUGUCGUUGCAACUCUUGCCACACCGCCAAAGGCUAGAGGAUCACGUCACAAAUACUACGUGCCUUCAAUUCGGU
Molecule: messenger RNA, 408 nt
Organism: Aspergillus ibericus CBS 121593
Lineage: Eukaryota; Fungi; Ascomycota; Eurotiomycetes; Eurotiales; Aspergillaceae
Exons: 1
Coding region: 203-370 (55 amino acids)
Source: RefSeq, a predicted model, not a curated record